Molecule: messenger RNA, 3414 nt
Organism: Carcharodon carcharias (great white shark)
Lineage: Eukaryota; Metazoa; Chordata; Chondrichthyes; Lamniformes; Lamnidae
Gene: slc39a10
Product: solute carrier family 39 member 10
Exons: 10
Coding region: 72-2429 (785 amino acids)
Biological process (GO): positive regulation of B cell receptor signaling pathway; intracellular zinc ion homeostasis; zinc ion import across plasma membrane
Cellular component (GO): membrane
Molecular function (GO): zinc ion transmembrane transporter activity
Source: RefSeq, a predicted model, not a curated record
UCGCGCUCCCUGUGUUGGUACCGAGCGGAGAGGAUGCACACGGCACUCGAGUGAGGUGCAGUAUAUCCGCCAUGAAGGUACAUCUACAUACAAAAUUUUGUUUCAUUUGCUUGCUCACUUUUCUGUUUCACCAUUGCAACCACUGUCAUGAUGACCAUGACCAUGAACAUAAUCAUGAUCAUAACCAUGCUCCUGAGGAGAACCAUAUACAUAAGCACAAUUAUUACCAGAUCUCUGAGGAGUCGUAUCUUCAAAAUAAUCCCAGCAAGAGCUCUCUACAUCAUGCAGAAAAUAAGCAAAUGUACUACAUUCAAAAACUGUUCAGUCGUUACGGUGAGAAUGGGAAGUUGACCUUUCACGGUUUAGAGAAACUCUUAUCAAAUUUAGGUCUUGGAGAAGUUAAAGUUGUAGAGAUCGAACAUGAGCACGAUGAUCAUGAUCAUGUUUCACACCUAGACUUUUUAGAGCUACUCAAACAUAAGCAUGUACACUCCCAUUCACACACUAAUCACACAGCACAUGAGCAAACUGUACCAGUUCCAAAGGUGAAAGUCAGGCAUUGCAAAAACGCUGACAGCCAGAAUACACAUACCACUUUGACCACACCCAUUGCUUACCAUCAACCUCGGCGGCAUCACCACAACCAUCAUCGAGGUGCUGCCCAUUCUGCAGGCUCACCAAUUCAUAAAGAGGGAGACCAACUCCCUGACCCAUCAGAUGUUAAUACAUUACAGCAGCAACCCAAAAAAAGCUCAAAAAAACGCAAAAAAUACAGAGGUAUAACAAAACAACCAGAAGUGACAUUAACUACAUCUCCUGAGGAAUCCUUCAAUAUUAUACCCAAGAAUGAACAUGAUGGAGAUGAGCAUCUUCAUGCUCCUGAGGACGAAGCAGCUUCUCAGCACAGAACAAGGAAAGAUUUAAGUUCUUCAAAAUUGAAUCAUGAAGAUCGCCUAGAAUCUGAGUUUGUGAAUGAUGAGUGCUUGAAUGUGUCACAGCUGCUGCAGCACUACGGUCUUAGCACAAAUUCUGGGAUUUCUACAGUGGAGUUCACUUACCUAUGCCCUGCCUUGCUGUACCAAAUUGAUAGCAGGGUUUGCAUCCAGUAUCAUAAGUUGAGUAUGGAGCCAGUGGACAACCAAGAAUCUGUAUUACCAGUUGUUUCUUACACAGUUUGGAUUUGGGGACUGCUCUCAAUUACCAUUAUAAGCUUGUUGUCAGUUCUGGGUGUCGUCCUUGUACCUAUCAUCAAUCAAGUGUGCUUCAAGUAUCUUCUAACAUUCCUAGUGGCUCUGGCAGUGGGGACACUCAGUGGUGAUGCAUUACUGCAUCUUAUGCCACAUUCACAAGGUAACCAUGAUCAUAGUCAUCAUGACCAUAACCACGAUCAUCACCAUGAUCAUGACCAUAAUCAUACUCAUGGAAAUCAUGAAAUCUCUGAAGAUCUCCUUACAGUCUAUAACGGAUUGUGGAAAGGACUUACAGCUCUGGGUGGUAUCUACCUUCUUUUCAUCAUUGAGCACUGUAUUGGCAUAUUCCGAGACCACAGAGCCAGAACGGGCAAGAAGAAGUGGCUCAAGCAGAAAGUUCUGAGCGGAGAGGCAGCAGUGGGACGAAAAUUAUCAGACCACCAAUUGAACCGUAGAUCAGAGGGUGAAUGGCUUGACCUUAAGACCAUGUCUGGAACAGACCAACAGGAUGGUUUUGGUGAACAACAUGACAUAACCCAGGUUACUGACCUUGAUGGCACCCUAGGAUCCCCAUCAAAGAUAUCUGUUGCCCCUGAUUUAAAGUCUGUUUACAUUCAUGACUCACAUAGUGAAAUUGAUUAUUGUGCUGAAAACUAUGAAGUUAAAACCAUACCUAAAAAGCAUCAUUCAAACCAUUCGCAUCAUUCUCAUGGUCACUGCCAUUCUAAUAAAGAGAUGCAAGAUGCUGGAAUAGCGAAUAUUGCUUGGAUGGUUAUCAUGGGAGAUGGCAUGCAUAACUUCAGUGAUGGCCUGGCGAUAGGAGCUUCUUUCAGUGCUUCCCUCACAGGGGGGCUGAGCACUUCCAUUGCUGUGUUUUGCCAUGAACUUCCUCAUGAGCUAGGCGAUUUUGCUGUCCUGAUUAAUGCCGGAAUGUCUGUGAAACAAGCCAUUGUUUACAACCUCUUGUCAGCUCUGCUUGCAUAUGUUGGUGUAGUAAUAGGUAUAGCCGUGGGACAGUAUACUUAUAAUUUAACCCAAUGGAUCUUUGCUAUCACUGCGGGCAUGUUCCUAUAUGUGGCAUUGGUGGAUAUGUUACCAGAGAUGCUACACCGUCCAACAGAUAACCAUGCUCAGGCUAGGUUUGGACACUUUGCGCUGCAGAAUGCUGGGAUGCUCUGUGGGUUUGCCAUCAUGCUGCUAAUUGCCAUUUUUGAGGAUCAAAUUGUAAUCCAUUUCUAACAGUUUUGAUAGUGUAUGGUUUUGUUGCCUUAUAUGUAACAAUUCAGUGGCACAUAGGCUUUGCAAGACAAAUUGUGACAUAUUUGUUAGUACAGUAAAUGACUUUUCACAGCAACUGCUGAUUUGUUGGUUGGUUUGAUGCACGGUUACUUCCGUGGUUCAGUAGGGAAACUUAAAUAAUCAACUUUUUAAAAUGUCCAUGGAGAAGGUAAAAUCAAUGUUUGAAUAAAUAUUUAGCACAGUUAGAUCAGGGUAAGUGAUGUAUUUGUAACAGCUGUUUAGAAUACUUCCUUUCGCAUGCAUUGUGGUAGGUGUUUGUUUAUGGAUGGCAGUCACCAACUGUAAUGCCACCAGGAUUCAUGGUGCUGAUUUUAUGAGCUCAUAUCUUCAGUGUCACAAAUAGACAAAUUAGCAGAUUCCAAUUUAGCUUUUAAAAUGGUGUGUGUUAUAACUUGAUUGUAGACAUUGUCCAUUAAAUUCAUUUAUUAUUCACUUUUAUCAUUCCUCCUUCCAUUGUAAUACCUCAGAACCAUGUUUGCUGUUCUAAGUGAUCAGCUAGAUUGCUUGCUUGUAUGUAUUAGUUUGGAGUUAAUUUUUGUAAGCCCCUAUUAGCCUGUCACUGUGUGACAUUUCCCUUUCUGUCACUGUAUAAAUCAAUGUAAUAGAUCAUAUGUGAUCAAGUGCAACUGGCCAAAAUAUGAUAAAUGUAAGUUAGUGGAGCCGUGAUUCUUGUGGGUGUUGAUCAAUGUGAUAGUUCAUUGUUAAAGCCAAAGAUUAUGGAACCUAACCAGUUAAUUUUGAAAUUUAUAUGAAAAGUUUCAGUGUUAAGGUACCAUAGACUUUGAGUUUGUCACAAGUGAAAUUAAAAAGCAUUUUGUUUAUCACUUAAAAACAAGUUUUGAUUGUUACAAGCCUGUAUUAUACUAAUGUAUGAAUGAAACUGGCUCUUUCAAGUUUUACUUAAUAAAGUCCUGACAAUGCAAAA